AAGUCACUGUACAGAAACAGAACAGCCAUUUGGCCUUCGGCCUUUGGCAUUUGCACACAAAACUCUCUCUCUCUCUCUCUUCAUUGAUUCCAUCUUCUUCCCUUGAUAUUCUCCCAUCUCGUUGCAUCGCAGACGCAGUUAGUUUCGCGAUGGGUUUUCUCUACCUCGCCAUCAGAAUUCCAAGCAUCGUCACCGCCUCCUUCUUCUUCAAUGUAGUUACACGGGCCAGAUUCCUUCUCAUUGGCGUGCUUACCCAUCUCGGCCUCUACAAGCCUCCUCCCGAAGAGGACCCUAAUUCCGGGGACAAUUCCAACGACUAUAUCCUUAUAUUGGACGGUUCGUCUCCUUCUCUUGUCCCCAUCCCAGUGCGUGUUGUGACCGCAGCCAUCAAGAGCAGAGUUCCCGUUGUUCAGUACCGAGAUUUGGCCCUCCUCCGCGGGCGGGAAGAGUGCGAGGAGGAGGAGUUGUGUGGGCUGAAGAUUUGCAGCAUUUGCUUGGAGUGUAUAGAGUGGGAGCAUGAGGUCCGGGAGCUUUGUAAUUGUGAUCAUGUGUUCCACAGGGGGUGUCUGGACACCUGGAUGGAUGAGGGACAAGUUACUUGUCCUUUGUGUAGAUCUAUGCUUUUACCCCCCAAAACAAAUCUUACCAGAUGCAAUGGAAUUCGGCCAGGUUUGCUGCAGGACGGUGCCCACUUGGUUGCUGGUUGAGUCCCUGUCAUACUACUGUAAUUGUUUUGUCACCAACUGGCAUGCAUUUGCGAUGAUUUUGAGCUUUGCAUUUGCUUGUGCCCUGUCUCUCUCUGUGUGUUGUUCGGUGGCUGUUCUUAUCACCAGGAAGCCCCAAAGCA
Andrographis paniculata is the source of this 847-nucleotide messenger RNA. RefSeq names its product brassinosteroid-responsive RING protein 1-like. Gene Ontology annotation, biological process: protein ubiquitination. The record is from RefSeq and is a predicted model, not a curated record. Gene Ontology annotation, molecular function: ubiquitin protein ligase activity; zinc ion binding. The coding region runs from base 150 to 707 and encodes 185 amino acids. The transcript is spliced from 2 exons. Lineage: Eukaryota; Viridiplantae; Streptophyta; Magnoliopsida; Lamiales; Acanthaceae.